GUUAAGCUGAGACAUUUGGCCAUAGUUGCUGAUCCACUUAUCUAGAGGAUUUUGUCACGAAUAUAUACGAAAUAGCAUAGAAAGGCCCGGAAAUCUGGAUUCUAGAGCAGUAUCGUGAUAUUCCUCGUUAAAGAAAAAACAGAAAGCUUAACUUACAGCGCAGGCAGUUUUGUUCUAGAAUGUCUUCCAAACGCGACAAAAAAUCGGGCUAUAUCUACAAGCUUUGCAAAAAGUUGGAAGACCGGAUUGACCUAGAAUACGAAGCAGAACAAGAAGAAACAACAAUUAAACUUGAAGCCGAAUCUGAAGAUGAUCAGGAAAUCAUCAUCUCAGAAACUACCAGCGAAGCACUCCUGACCAGUUUAAAGAUGACGUGCUCGGACAGUGAAGAUUCAUCCCAGGAGCUUCCAGGCAUAGGUGCAAUGCCAAAUGCGCUUGAAUUACAGAACGGAUGCACUACGAAAGAAUCCACAAUCGCCACAGUUAUUAAUAUGUUUACAUCGAUAUCAAAACAAAUCGCAACAAUUCACAAAAAGACCGAACGCGUCCAAAGGGAGGUAACGACUAUUUCAGAACGCUUGGGACGGGUCGAGAAAAAAAUGGGCAUUUCUUUAGCAACGAUAGAGCAAGUGAAGGAUGUGAUUGUGAAGUAUGAUGAUGCUCCGGAAAAGGGACGAUUCGUUUUUAACAAAAUAACCAACGAAGAGGAGUUUACAGAACUCGAUACCAAACUUGGCACAGACCAGGAAUACUACGAAAGUCUUAAAAAGGACCUUAACCAGCACGUGCAAGCUAACGAAGCAGAUAAUCGAAUGCUCGAGAUGAUGGAUAUGAUUUAUGAUCGAAAAUUUAUGACAUUAUGCAGUUGGACUGGCUGCGGAAGAGAGGGUACAAAAAUAGCUUUUCGAGAACGAAAAAAUAUACUGCAACUGUUUGCCGAUAUCGCUAGCAAUAAGUUUAUGACCGUAAGUGAAACAUUCGUUAAGACAUUUUUUGUUAAAAAGCUGCGUCAUGCAAAGGAGCGGGUAAACAUACAAGGUCUUAGAAAGGCAGUUUGUCAUAAGCGAAGAAGCAUUUUGGCCACAGCCAUAUUUGUCGAAGAACAGCCGAAACAAAGACGUGAAUGA
Anopheles moucheti is the source of this 1127-nucleotide messenger RNA. RefSeq lists its product as uncharacterized. Bases 180 to 1127 code for a protein of 315 amino acids. The record is from RefSeq and is a predicted model, not a curated record. Lineage: Eukaryota; Metazoa; Arthropoda; Insecta; Diptera; Culicidae. The transcript has 2 exons.